Messenger RNA from Megalops cyprinoides (Indo-Pacific tarpon), 2841 nucleotides. It is a transcript of the gene gen1, whose product is annotated as flap endonuclease GEN homolog 1. The transcript is spliced from 13 exons. Gene Ontology annotation, molecular function: four-way junction DNA binding; 5'-flap endonuclease activity. NCBI's taxonomy places the organism in Eukaryota, Metazoa, Chordata, Actinopteri, Elopiformes, Megalopidae. Bases 1 to 2841 code for a protein of 946 amino acids. The record is from RefSeq and is a predicted model, not a curated record.
AUGGGUGUGAAUGAGUUAUGGUCCAUCCUGGAACCAGUUAGGGAGUCAGUGCCUCUCUACAACCUCAGUGGCAAGACCCUGGCUGUAGAUUUGAGUCUGUGGGUCUGUGAAGCCCAAGCAGUGAAAGAGAUGGUGGGGAGAGUCCUCAAGCCUCACCUAAGAAAUUUGUUUUUCAGAGUCUUAUCUCUGACGCAAAUGGGCAUUAAGCUCAUUUUUGUAAUGGAAGGAGAAGCACCCAAAAUAAAAGCCGAGACCAUGUGCAAAAGGAAUCAGCUGAGAUUUGGGGCCUCAAAGAAGGUUGCCCCCAAAACAACAAAGACCAACAGAUCCCACUUCAAGUCUGUCCUUAAAGAGUGUGCGGAAAUGCUGGACUGUCUGGGCAUUCCGUGGGUCACUGCAGCAGGAGAGGCCGAAGCCAUGUGUGCCUACUUGGACUCUGUCGGAGUUGUUGAUGGGUGCAUCACUAAUGACGGCGAUGCCUUUCUCUAUGGAGCUCAGACAGUUUACCGAAAUUUCAACAUGAACACCAAGGAUCCCCAGGUGGAUUGCUAUCAGAUGCCCAAAGUCCGAUCGGAGCUUCACCUGGAACGAGAGACUCUUGUGGGUCUAGCAGUUCUUCUUGGUUGUGACUACCUUCCCAAGGGUGUAUCAGGUGUUGGAAAAGAACAAACUCUAAAGCUGAUAAAGACUCUACAAGGCCAAACACUUCUGCAAAAGUUCGUUCAGUGGCAGAGUGAGGGUCAGGAAAUGAAGAAACAAACUGUGAAAAAGGUCACUCACUGCCUUGUAUGUCGCCAUCCUGGCUCUGCAAAGACUCACGAGCGCAGUGGAUGCACGUUAUGUGGGAGCAAGCGGUUCUGUGAGCCCCAGGACUAUGAUUACUCCUGUCCCUGCGACUGGCAUCGGACAGAAGGAGCACAGCAGACCGGCUCGGUGGAGGCGGGCAUUAAAAGGAAAACUUUAGCAAGCGAAGGAUUCCCUUUCACAGAGAUAAUCAAUGAAUUCCUUGUAUCCAAGGACAAACCGAUUCAAAAUGUCACAAGACGAAAACCAAACCUUUUGCUGAUGCAGAACUUUGCUUUUAAAAAAAUGGAGUGGCCAAAAUCCUACACCAGUGAGAAGGUCCUAGUUCUGAUGACCUAUACAGAGAUGAUGAACAGACAAUGUGGGAGAGGAAACGCCACACAGAUACAGCCAGUACGAAUAUACAAGCCUCGUGUAAGGAAUGGAAUUGCAAGCUUUGAGGUCAUCUGGAAGAAACCUGAUCACUACGUGUAUGCAGAUGAUCAUCCGAUAGAAUGCCAAGACGUGGUCAGAACGGUGGAGGAGGAGUCGUUAUUCCGAGCUGCAUACCCAGACAUUGUGGACCUGUUCCUGAAGGAGAGGGAAGAGGCUGAGGAAAACAAGCGCAAAAAAAAGAAACAGACCAAAAGAAAGGAAAAGAAACCAGAUGACCCUGAUGGGGUUUCGGAUCUUUUUUCUCAAUUGACGAUUUGCAGUUCCUCCAUCGAAGAAGUGAGAACAUCUGCCGUUGUUGCAUCAACAAUCCCCACAGUUACUACUACUGACAACAGAAAUGCCCAGAAACCGCUGGAUUUCCCACAGUCCUCUGUUCAACACAAAGAGGACAAUGAAAAUCCCAAAGAGUUGAGGGGUCCACAGGGAAUUUGUAUCAAAGAGGUGCUGUCUCCUGUUUUCUCGUUGCAAUCUCCAGUGCCUGCACCCUCUCCCUCUGCAUCCUCCCCCUCGGUGUCGGCAGUGAUUGAAGAGCUACACUUGAGUGACAUUGACUGGGAGGCCAUGUCUUUCAGCUCCGUUCCAUCUCCCCGAGUCCAAAACACUGAAUGUACAGCGCCUGCUCCUGCUGACCCCCUAACACCUGUCAAAGGCUGUAGUGACACUAAUAAGGUGAAGCUUACAGCCGCUGACACAGGAGCAUCGGCUGGAAUUGAACCUACAGUCUUGCACACCAUGAGAUUCCCAGCACCACAAGCUACAGUGACUCUGACGAAGUGUUCACUGAGGGAGAGAGUUCUUGCAAAGAACACCAUUGUGUCUAACAACACUCAUACUGGCACAGAGGCAACACACAUGGAUCAGUCAAAGUCCUUAAAUCCCCUUGAAUGUACCUCUGCCAACAGUAGAGGUCCAAAUACACCUCCUAAAAACAGCAGUAAAGCUAUUCUGUUACAGGAACCACAAUUGCCUGUCAGAAAACCAUCACCAGUUCGUUGUCAGAAAGCCUCUGUUAAACAAACAUCAGAUGGCCCCACCUCGAAAACAGACACAAUCCUCCAAACACUGAAAGUUAAAGGCUCUAAAGCAGCACAACAUUUAGCAGAACAAAAGUUUGUAAAAGCAAACAGAGUUCCUAAUGUGCUGCCUCAGCGAAGUAGUAGUGAUCCAAGUGGUCAGGCUGAUCAUAAAGGCAGGAGGAUGCAGGCUGUAAAGAAGAGUGUCUGUGCUAGUGUGUGUUCUUCAAGUGAGAACAGUGAUGCAGAGAAUGUACAGAUGGGAGAACAGAGAAAGACAGUCAAGUCUAAAGCUAGAAAAAGGUGUCCAUACCUCUAUGAUUAUAAUCUGAAGCCAACCAAAACUAACUCACUAAGGACAGUAUCAACCACUGCAGGCUGUGACUCACAGCCUUUGGCCUCAGAAAAAGACAAGGGCAGAUGUGCACCAGUUGAGUCAAGGGGUUGGGUAGCAGUUGGUGGUGACGAUGUGUUUAUUCAAAACCCUGUUUCUAGUUCACAGGCAAACACAAGCAAAGGAGAUGACUCUGUAAUUUCUAUUGAUAGCCCACUGCCUUUAGCAGAAAGGCUUAAACUCAAGUUUAAGUAA